This is a messenger RNA of Pungitius pungitius (ninespine stickleback), 3464 nucleotides long. It is a transcript of the gene stim2b, whose product is annotated as stromal interaction molecule 2b. The record is from RefSeq and is a predicted model, not a curated record. The transcript is spliced from 11 exons. Gene Ontology annotation, cellular component: endoplasmic reticulum; plasma membrane. Bases 416 to 2596 code for a protein of 726 amino acids. Gene Ontology annotation, biological process: activation of store-operated calcium channel activity; intracellular calcium ion homeostasis; store-operated calcium entry. Gene Ontology annotation, molecular function: protein binding; calcium channel regulator activity; calcium ion binding. Lineage: Eukaryota; Metazoa; Chordata; Actinopteri; Perciformes; Gasterosteidae.
GACGAUGUUUGGUUCCAGUGGCGUCAGCGGGUCCCUCCUGAAGGGACUCGGUGUCCCUCCUGUUGUUCCAUUCAUCCGACGUAGACGGUUCAAAGCGUCGGUAACAAACAAGGUUGAAAUGACUCAUUUGCUGCAGCUGUGAACACUGAAAUAGAUUUGAACACGUCGGCCUGCUCUACCAAAUAAAUGGAUUUUAGACUGUUCAAACACACAACCUCGUUGCGCUAUAAACCCGAUUUGGCUGCACAGGUCAUCUGUGGGUCGAGGGGCGCCGUUCUUUUAAAUCACGUUGCUUUUGAACAUCUGUGACUGAGAACCCUUUUUAGAACUCUGCAGAGGCUUAAAAACCACUUCUUCUGACCUGAACUUGUCCCUCCCUCCUGUAGACCCCUGUCUCAUAGUGACGCCGCCAUGCAUGGGCGACGAGGACCGCUUCAGCCUGGAGGGCCUGCGGCACAUCCACAAGCAGCUGGACGACGACAACGACGGGGGCAUAGAGGUCAACGAGAGCGUGGAGUUUAUAAUCGAAGACAUGAAGCAGCAGCAGACCAACAAACACAGCAACCUGCACCGCGAAGACCAGCACAUCACGGUGGAGGAGCUGUGGAAGGGCUGGAAGGCCUCCGAAGUGCACAACUGGACCGUGGACGACGCGGUGCAGUGGCUGAAGGAGUCCGUGGAGCUGCCGCAGUACGAGAAGAACUUCAGAGACUUCCGGGUCACGGGGAACACUUUACCUCGAAUGGCGGCAAAUGAACCGUCGUUCAUGUCCAUGCAGUUGAAGAUACUGGACCAGCGGCAUAAACAGAAGUUAAACCUAAAGGCACUCGAUGCAGUGCUUUUUGGCCCUCCUCUCCGUGCACAGCAUAACUGGAUGAAAGACUUCAUCCUGAUGGUUUCCAUAGUGAUCGGUGUCGGGGGCUGCUGGUUCGCGUACGUGCAGAACAAGUCCAGCAAGGUGCACAUGUCCCAGAUGAUGAGAGACCUGGAGAGCCUGCAGAACGCCGAGCAGAGCCUCCUCGACCUGCAGAGCCGGCUGGAAAAGGCUCAGGAGGAGAACCGCACCGUUGCCGUGGAGAAGCAGAACCUUGAGCAGAAGAUGAGGGAUGAGAUCAACGGCGCCAAAACGGAGGCCCACCGGCUCCGGGAGCUGCGAGAGGGCGCCGAGUGCGAGCUCAGCCGGCUGAAAUACGCCGAGGAGGAGCUGGUGCAGGUGCGUAAGGCCUUGAAGCGGGCGGAGAAGGAGAUGCAGUCGGAGCGCUCGGUGCCCGAAGCGCUCCAGAAGUGGCUGCAGCUCACACACGAGGUGGAGGUCCAGUACUACAACAUCAAGAAGCAGAACGCAGAGUUUCAGCUCUGCAUCGCCAAAGAUGAGGCAGAGAAAAUAAAGAAGAAAAGAGGUUCUGUGUUUGGAACCCUUCACGUAGCCCACAGCUCGUCCCUGGACGAGGUGGACCACAAGAUACUGGAAGCAAAGAAAGCCCUGUCGGAGGUGACGGCGUGCCUGAGGGAGCGGCUGCACCGCUGGCAGCAGAUCGAGAAGCUCUGCAACUUCCCCGUGGUCAGCAACUCGGGGCUCCCCAGCCUGACGGCGAGCCUCUACUCGGACCACAGCUGGGUGGUGAUGCCGCGGGUCUCGGUGCCGCCGUACCCCAUCGCCGGGGGGGUGGACGACCUGGACGAGGACACGCCCCCCAUCAUCCCGCAGUUCACCACGGCCACGUUGAUCCGGCCCUCGCUGACGCGCAACAGCAGCCUGUGCCGCUCCCGCCGCAGCCUGCUGAGCUCGCCGCAGACCUCGCUGAUGUCCGCCGACCCCGACCUGCUGUCCAUGGCCGGCUCGUCCCUCUCCUAUCGCGCCGAGGCCGACGACGAACAUAUCAUGUUCAGCUCGGAUAGGAGGGGGUAUGUAGCGGUGGCCGGGACGCCGCGGAAUGGUUUUACAGUUUGGACUCACAGGGAACCGUCUCAGGAUGGCGGCGCCGACGCGGACUGCCUCAACGCGUCCCUGGGCCGCAAGCAGCUGCACAGCCCCUGCACGCCGGCCUCGGACGCCCCGUACCGCAGGAUCUCCCGCGAGGAGCUGAUGCUGUUUACCCAGAGUUCCGAGCUCCCCGCGUCCACCCCGGCCACGCCCACAACGCACAGCAGCAGCAGCAGCAGCCUCAGGGACUCCACGCCUCCUCCUCCGCCUGCUCCUCUCCCGCCCGCCGCCUCCCCUUCCGGCCCGCCCUCCACCUCGCCCUCCCCGGCCUCGGAGCGCCGCCCGUUUGCACACAAAGGCUCGCCCGACCUCACCCGCGCCAUCCCCGAGUCCCAGAGCUUGACCUUCUCCCAGGGGAGCGCCACCCCCGCGUCGGGCAAGGGCGCGUACAACGGCGUCCUGGAGAAGUCCUACAGCUUCGGCCAGCUGCCCGCCGGCAUGCUGCCCCACGUGGGCCGCCACCCGUCCCUCACCUCCCUGGACUCGGAGGGCCGCAGCGUGGGGAGGGAACACAAGCUCCAGAGCACCUCCUCCCAGGACUCCAGCGACAAUGGAGAGAAAAUCAAGCGCUCCUCCUCUAAAAUCAAAAGCUUAUUUAAAAAGAAAAAAUAAUAAUACCGCGGUAGCAGGAAAUCAAAUAUAAAGAGUUGUUUUAGCCCUAAUACUAAAAAAUGGACAUCACUGUAAAAACACUGCUAAAACAUUUCCUCUUCGUGUUUUCUUCUUCUUUUGUCAUCAAAGAUGGAUGUAGCGCAGUCUGGGUGCCUUUAAGCUGCUCAGGCUGGUAGCCUUACUUUUCAAUAAUGCCUUUUAUUUAGUUCACUCAUCGCCUCGCAGGGAAACCCGCAAGGGGUCAAGGAAAGGUCAAAGGUCACGAUAUUUGUCAUCCAGGCACUCUCCCCCUUCCACCUCCCCAAAAAAACAAUGACCUCUCCAUCUACGUCUUGGUUUUGAACCAAAAAAAAAAAAAAAAAGUCCUGUUCCUACUGAGCGCGCUCACGUAGCGUCCGGGGCGUGGUCAUCAGAUCGUUACGACUACGCCACGCCGUUCAGACGACGCGCCGCAGUCAAAGAUUCAGGCGCAAUCCGGCCACAAGUUUGUUGCACUACUGCUUUCCCCGAGUCUUUGCUGGCGGACUCCGUGUGGAAUAAAGUUCUAGAGGCGAGAGGGAUGCGUGUCCAGCGCCGGUGGAGACGCGGCACAUGGCGCCCGGAGCCAAAAUGAUGUGAUGCGUCUCCAAUGCUGCUGCUUAUGGAUCCCUCUAUAUAUCUAUAUCUAUAUAUAAAUAUAGAUAUUUAUACUUUGUUUUCACGUUCUAAUGUUUCUAAAAUGAUGGGUUGGUUGGGAUUGCUAACGUGAUAACUGAUCUUUACUGGAGAAAGUUUAUUGAAUAUGCAGAUAUAACCCAGACCAACUAACCUUCCCCACUGUACUAACACACCCGAAGCAUUUGUCUUAAAUAGCCUGCCCCCCCCCCCC